AUGUCGUCGCCAGGAACAACAACGCCUUCAAGCGGCACUAUGAGUCCGCCCGUCACUUCCAUGGUAAUCAAGCGAGAGUCUUUUUCAGUCCCUAUGCGAAGACGGCCAAAAGCGCUGGGGGACGGGAUGGAAACCACCAAAGCCAUUGAGCCGUCGAGGAAGCGACGGGCACAUACCAAAUCGCGAUUAGGGUGCAAGAAUUGCAAGAUGCGCAGCGUCAAGUGCGAUGAAGCUAAGCCAUCAUGCGGCCGAUGCGUCAGUUCCGGCUAUACGUGCACAUACUCCUCUGAAGACCCGGCGCUCCAGUUCGCAUUCACUCAAGUGUUCAAGCUCGACAUAGGUACGCCGACGCCGGCAAGGUUUCUACAGAAAACAGUCCCCUUUUCCAUGUCAGACGACAAGGUUGGGACAUAUGAGAUGCGGCCGUACGAGAUUGCUGCCAUUGAUCGAUAUCUUAACCGAACAGUGCUAGACUUUGCUACUGCUGCUCGACCAGUCAAGCCACUAAAAUACGUGGAUAUGGCUAACGCUAAUCCCUUCCUCUAUCAUGUGUUUGCCGGCCUCUCCAUCCUCCACGAUAUUCAUCUUGCCGACUGUUCCAUGGACACCCUGCACGCUCAAUUCAAAGCUGCCUCGUUCCAUUGGUACCAAGUCACGCGCCUACUACAACAAAAGAUCAGUCGCUACGCUUCUUCACCGAAUCUGCAGAUCGACCGUGUUGAGAAGGACUCGAUAUGGAUGUGCUCCAACAUCCUCGCCCUAGGCGUCUUUGCAAACGUCGAGUCAUUUAAUCCCAUUGAAUCCUGGCCGCUAAAGCCUCCCGAGUCUGUCGACUUGUCAUGGGUGAAGCUAGAUCUUGUUCGGGAUAUUGUAUUUACCUUAUCAAAACCAAACGAUCCGGAUAGCCACUAUCACUCCUACUACCAGCUCCUCGAGCAGAUCGGUAUGCCCGACGGCACCGCUCCAAUCCGCCCUCAUAACCUCUCCGCCGCCUACUACCCCUACUUUAAUAUUACCCCCGAGUCCACAGCCGACAACAACCCAUACCACCACGUUGUCGCCAUCUUAUCCCAAAUACAGUCUCCCGACGGCAGCUUCAAGGAGAAUCUGCGGUACUUGAGUCUCAAAGUUGAGAUGCGCCCAGAGUUUGUCCACCUACUGGAACUCAAAGAUCCCCGUGCGCUCCUACUCCUUGUCAUCUGGUACUCCAAGCUGAUCAGCCUGCCUUGGUGGUUUGUUCGGCCGCGCGCCAUUGUGGAAGGCGCCAGCAUCUGCAUGUACCUGCGCAAACACCACAGCGAUGACGCAGUACUCAUGGGUUUUGUCGAAGAACAAGCAUCCAUUGUAUACAGUGCUUAUAAUAAGCGAAAAUGGGGAAACACAGAGGAACUGGAGAGACAGCUAGGCAUAGCAUCACCGCCGCCUCCCCCCUACGAAGAGCCUGCCAGCCCCCAACACCGCAUGAAUUACGAAUUAGAUACCAAACAUGUAUUCUAGAAAUAUGUAUAUAAGCAAAUUAUUUC
This is a messenger RNA of [Torrubiella] hemipterigena, 1523 nucleotides long. The record is from the annotation of a GenBank genome assembly. NCBI's taxonomy places the organism in Eukaryota, Fungi, Ascomycota, Sordariomycetes, Hypocreales, Clavicipitaceae.